CACGUUAAAAAAAAACCCAGCUAAGCCGGAAGAGCAGACGCGGGAUCUCGCAGAGCCCACCCCUCGUCGGCUGGGCCGAGAAUGCUGCGCAAACUCUACGAGCUCAUGGGAACGAAAGAAGAAUUUGUCAAAGUCCGAAAGAAGGACCUGGAACGGCUGACAACUGAAGUGAUGCAAAUACGGGACUUCUUACCCAGAAUACUAAACGGGGAAGUGCUGGAAAGCUUCCAGAAGUUAAAGAUUGUAGAGAAAAACCUGGAAAGGAAGGAGCAAGAAUUAGAGCAACUGAGAAUGGAUUGUGAGCACUUUAAAGCACGCCUGGAAACUGUGCAAGCCGACAGCAUGAAAGAGAGGAAGGAGAAACUGGCUCUUCGUCAGGAGCUGAAUGAAGCGAAGCAGCAACUCCUACAGCAGGCGGAGUAUUGUACAGAGAUGGGGGCAGCAGCCUGCACCCUGCUCUGGAGCGUCUCCAGCAGUGAGGAGGUCGUCAAAGCCAUUCUGGGAGGAGAUAAAGCUUUGAAGUUUUUCAACAUCACCGGUCAGACAAUGGAGAGUUUUGUGAAGUCACUGGAUGGGGAUGUCAAGGAACUCGAUUCUGAUGAAAAUCAGUUUGUUUUUGCUUUGGCUGGAAUUGUGACAAAUGUUGCUGCCAUAGCGUGCGGUCGUGAAUUCCUGGUUAACUCCAGCCGGGUGCUCUUGGACACCAUACUACAGCUUCUGGGAGACUUGAAGCCAGGACAGUGCACCAAACUCAAAGUGCUGAUGCUGAUGUCCCUGUACAACGUGAGCAUCAAUUUGAAAGGCUUGAAGUACAUCAGCGAGAGCCCAGGGUUCAUCCCUUUGCUGUGGUGGCUUCUGAGUGAUCCCGACGCAGAGGUGUGUCUUCAUGUUUUGCGACUUGUCCAGUCAGUGGUUCUGGAACCAGAAGUCUUCUCCAAGUCGGCCUCUGAGUUCCGGAGCUCCCUGCCCCUGCAGCGCAUCCUGGCCAUGUCCAAGAGCCGCAACACCCACCUGCAGACCGUGGCCCAGGAGCUCCUGGAAGACCUUCGUGCUCUGGAGUGUGAUGCGUAGGCGUGUCCCUCCCCCCUCCCUAGGUCCCCACACUGUGUUUUGAAGCCAUCACCGAUGGCCAGAUGUUCUUGACUAGAGAUGGACAUGAAUUAAUAUGUAUCCACACAGCUUCCUCCUGGAAGUGAAGGUACCGUGGGUGGU
This is a messenger RNA of Miniopterus natalensis, 1212 nucleotides long. RefSeq names its product heat shock transcription factor 2 binding protein (gene HSF2BP). The record is from RefSeq and is a predicted model, not a curated record. Gene Ontology annotation, cellular component: cytosol. Lineage: Eukaryota; Metazoa; Chordata; Mammalia; Chiroptera; Miniopteridae.